GAAUUCUCUCAAAACACGAUUGAAAACUCGUAACUGUUGCGCACGUAUGUACAUCAAUACAUAAUCAGCGCAACACUGACUAAAUCUUUAAUUUGUCAGUGUGUAUUGAUUUUUAUUUUAUUCCGCUGUUUGUAAUUAAAUCGUUUCGGGUAGUUGGUCCGGUUUCCCCAGCAGCAGUCGCAUUUUGCCUUUCCACUGUAUCAGUUGUUUUAGAUUGUUAAUUCAGAGAUGUCUGUUGGUCGCGUUUUAAUCUACGGCGGUAAGGGGGCCUUGGGAGCAGCAUGUGUAUCUCAUUUCAAAAGCAACAAUUAUUGGGUUGGCAGUAUAGAUUUAAGUGAAAAUGAGCUGGCCGAUGUCAGUAUUGUUGUCCCAAGGGAUGGUUGCUGGACCGAACAGGAGCAACAUGUUCUCAGAAAAGUGGGUGACGUUUUGCAAGACAAUAAACUGGAUGCUGUGAUUUGCGUUGCCGGCGGGUGGGCUGGAGGAAAUGCUAAAAAAGAUUUGGCCAAAAAUGCGGACUUAAUGUGGCGCCAAAGUGUGUGGACUUCUACCAUAUCGGCUGCCGUUGCCGCUCAUUAUCUCAAAGAUGGAGGCGUUUUGGCAUUGACCGGUGCCAAACCUGCAUUAGAGGGCACACCUGGCAUGAUCGGCUACGGAAUGGCCAAAGCUGCUGUGCAUCAACUAACACGUUCGUUGGGUGGCAAAGAUUCUGGCUUACCAAACGAUGCUCUAGUUGUAUCAAUACUACCUGUUACGCUUGAUACUCCAAUGAACCGUAAAUGGAUGCCAAAAGCUGAUUUUAGUACCUGGACACCAUUGACUGAAGUGGCUGGUCUGUUCCUGAAGUGGACCAAUGGUGUAGAACGCCCUAAAUCUGGAUCAUUGCUGCAGCUAAUCACAAAAGACUCAGUUACACAACUGGUUGAAAGCUCAUAAAUACUCCUGUUUACUUAAAUGAAUUUAAAAAUAUUUGUAUGUCUGUGUGUGUGUAUAUGUAAGAACGAAUAAACUCGCUUUUGCUCAAAUUGUAUUAAA
This is a messenger RNA of Musca domestica (house fly), 1035 nucleotides long. It is a transcript of the gene Dhpr, whose product is annotated as dihydropteridine reductase. Gene Ontology annotation, cellular component: cytoplasm. Gene Ontology annotation, biological process: tetrahydrobiopterin biosynthetic process; L-phenylalanine catabolic process. Lineage: Eukaryota; Metazoa; Arthropoda; Insecta; Diptera; Muscidae. Gene Ontology annotation, molecular function: NADH binding; 6,7-dihydropteridine reductase activity; NADPH binding. The transcript is spliced from 4 exons. The coding region runs from base 229 to 936 and encodes 235 amino acids. The record is from RefSeq and is a predicted model, not a curated record.